Ipomoea nil (Japanese morning glory) is the source of this 690-nucleotide messenger RNA. RefSeq lists its product as uncharacterized. NCBI's taxonomy places the organism in Eukaryota, Viridiplantae, Streptophyta, Magnoliopsida, Solanales, Convolvulaceae. Bases 1 to 690 code for a protein of 229 amino acids. The record is from RefSeq and is a predicted model, not a curated record. The transcript has 2 exons.
AUGGAAGGCGAAUUCGAGAUGAGCAUGGUUGGAGAACUAAAUUACUUCAUAGGUCUGCAAAUCAGACAACAAGACAAUGGGAUUUUUAUAUCACAAAGCAAAUAUGCAAAGAAUCUUGUUAAGAGAUUCGGACUAGAAGAAAUCAAAGUUGUCAGAACACCUGUUCUAACAACAGAAAGGAUUUCAAAAGAUUUAGAGGGUAAAAAGGUUGAGCAAACUCUAUAUCGAAGCAUGAUAGGAGGCCUAUUGUACUUAACUGCAAGUAGACCAGACCUAAGCUUUGGAGUAGGAAUAUGUGCUAGAUAUCAAGCCAAUCCCACCGAGCAACAUCUAAAAGCAGUAAAGAGAAUCAUUAAAUAUGUCAAAAGAACUACCGACUUAGGAAUAUGGUAUUCUUUCAAUACCAAUCCUCACCUGGAAGCUUAUUAUGAUGCUGAUUGGGCAAGAAACAUAGAUCACAGGAAAAGCACCUCAGUAGGAUGUACCCUAAAUCUCUCUGCAUAUCUGUUUGAGGAUCCACUAUACUGUUUGCCAACUGUAGACAAUCCGGGGAACCAUGUCAACCACGAUCCAAAUUUAGAUGCCCUACAUCGUGACCGAACCCCAAUUCUGCCUUCCCCAAACAGCUUCGAAAGAGACCUACACCAGUUCUCUGAAGGGGAAGAAGAAACAGAGGCACCAAAGGGAUGA